Messenger RNA from Bemisia tabaci, 310 nucleotides. Lineage: Eukaryota; Metazoa; Arthropoda; Insecta; Hemiptera; Aleyrodidae. The record is from RefSeq and is a predicted model, not a curated record.
AACAAUGUGAACAAAAACCACCGAGUGUAAUCAAAUAUGAAUAGAACGGAGAAAAUGUUGGCGGCUGUCGGUGUAGCGAAGCCACCAAGAAAAAAAGCACGGAUGGUGCCGGGAAGCAACUCUGAAGUGAUCUCACAAGCAAGAACAAGAAAAAGAGAAGUUUUGGGGGAUGUGUCGAACUUCGAGCCAGUUGUAAGGGAAGAAAGAAGCCCCUUCUUCCUCGCCCAAGGAUAUGAAACUAAUUCAGAUUUACUAAGCACCUUGCGAAAUAAAUUUUGCAAUGCUUCAUUAGAUGCAGAUUCAGCACCAG